AUGAUCACGCCUUGGUGGGAUUGGUAUGAACUAGAAUUUAGAAAAAGACUCUAUGUGGUCGCUGGAGUCUCUUAUCACCUUAGAUAUUACGUCUGGUGGAUUCAUCAAUUGGCAGCAAUUAGGCCUGGUGAAUAUUAUGAAUAUGCAUAUCCACACUGGGGUACGUUCUUAGAGUACUCGUACUAUGAAGAUGAUGAUAGAGACCUUGAGUGGGUGAAUAUUCCAACAAAGCAGAUACGAGAUAGCUUGUAUCCAUUAGGUUAA
Arctia plantaginis is the source of this 264-nucleotide messenger RNA. The record is from the annotation of a GenBank genome assembly. Lineage: Eukaryota; Metazoa; Arthropoda; Insecta; Lepidoptera; Erebidae.